UUUUGUGCAAACCAGAAAAACCCAGAAAACUCUGCUGUUCUUCUCAUCUUCUGUUGCUGGUUCAUUUUUGGACUCAAUCCAUAUUCCAGAACAACAGGGAACAGGAACUGGAAAGCUGGAACAGCCUGUCCUGAAACAAACAUAUCGGUUUCUCUGCGCUGUGGUCUGUGAGUUUGAUAUGUUCAAGGAAAACACCCAUGUUUUAACAUAUCCAUCCACCCUGGUGGCCUCGUAUCAGAUGAUCUUGUCUCUGCCGCCCAUCCUUCUUCUUUAUUGAGAUCUGUGAUUCUGCAGUCUUAAACCCUCUGUUUUUAAUCUUGGGUCAUCUUCUUUUUCUCUGUACUGCCGCUGGGUACUCUUAAAAGUCAUUACUUUUUGUGAAUUUCAUCACUUUGCAUCCUUAUUUUGAUCAAACCUCCUUUUUGCAAUCUUGGGUCAUCCUCUUUUGUCUGUGCUCCCACUGGGUAUUCUUCAAAAUCACUCCUUUCUUGUGAAUUCCAUAACUUUUUACAUCCUUGUUUUGAUCAAAGUCCUAUGUUUUGUAUGGAAUUUUGGUACUAAAUUGACAGUUUUGAUUGAUUCUUGAACAAAAUCUGAGGAUUGCAUAGUAAACUUGAGCUAUAGGCACAGUUUUUGUGUUGCUCUGAGGUGGAAAAAUGGGGGAGAAGGGAGACAUUUCUGAGUACAGAAGUCGACUCGAUAAGACCUUGUCGUGUCAUGAUCUUGUAAACGAGGAGGCACUUAAGGGUCUCGUUAGGAAUCAAAUCCUAAGCUCGUCGAAUUUUGAGAUGGAAGGCUGUAUAGACAAUGUAGUGGAAAGAAGAACCGAGGAAUUAGGAAACACUCUUGGCAUGUUGAGAAGUGCCUCGUUGAGUGAUGAAUGGAAAGUAAAGCAGGAUUCAGAAGAGUUUCGUGUUAUGUAUAGAGAAGGACCAGAAGGGACUCCUUUCCAUACACUCUUAGUUGAAGGCUAUGUAGAUGGUCCAAUUGAUGUUUGUAUGUGCAUCUCGUGGGAGGCCGAUCUCUACAAGAAAUGGUGGCCUCAGACUAGCGUUCCAUGUUUCAAGAUCGCUUACUCUCAGUGUUUACAGAAGGUCAGAAUUGGUGAACAGAUAUCUUUAGUAAGGAUGAAGCUUUCAUGGCCACUGUCAACGAGGGAGGCUCUUGUGCACUAUUUUGAGUUCGACUACUUUCAAGAUGGUCUGAUUGUUGUGCUCCUGAACUCGAUCUCCGACUUAGAAAACGUUGAUACUAGUACUCAUGGAUUCGCCCGAGAUGGAAUCCCUGAUGCUCGUGAUGUUGUGAGAAUCGAUGUGGUGGGCGGUUUAGCUCUGCAGAAAGUUACUGCCAACAGAAGCUACUUCCGAACAAUUGCCAACAUGGAUAUAAAACUGGAUUUUGUCCCUCCUGCAUUCAUCAAUUUUGUCUCGAGGCAGCUUAUAGGUGGCGGGUUCAAGCUUUAUAAGAAGGAAGUGGCUUCUGUUUGCAGAGGCGAUGAAGAUUUUAGCGAGGCGUUAAAGGGUGUGCAGUACAAGCGAAUCCGUGAAGCUCUCUAUUCAGAUAUAGAAGUGGAAGGUGUGAAGAGAAACAAUGAUAUACAAACAAACGAUACAGAUGAAAAUGAAAUCCAGGAGGAGGAGGUUCGCGAUUGUGUGACUGGGAACAGAAACAUUUGUGGCGAGAUUGAGGAAGUUGACGAGGAAGACGGUGGAAAGGCGGGGACUGUUGAUGAGGAUACUCAGAACCAAGAUUCCCCGAGGAAUCAAAUCCUACAGGGAGGCUCCACCACUCGAAACAAGAAGAUAGCCAUUAGCCCCGAGGUUCAGCAAGCUCUGGCAACACUGGAAAAGGCUAUUUCUUUCAUCCGCGAGAAUAGAUGCAACUCAAAUUUCAAAUCUAUGUGCAGAAGCAACAUAGAAGAUUCAAAAUUCUCAGGAUUUAACCAAAUUUACAUGAAUGGCACCGGGACUACUACUGAAAUAUCGAGAAAGGAAUCAGUAGAGAUUACCUCAUACGAGCAUAGGAUUAGCUCCUGCAGUCAUAGUUCCAGGCGUACGAGUUCUAGUUUGUGCACAAAGGAAACGAGCCAUAAUAAGAUAGCACCGGUGUCACCAGAUGCUUAUGUUGCCGACCCUAAUUCACAUUCCUGUGGAGACCACGAAGCCGGAGAGACGAUUUUGGAGAAUAUAGAAAAGGACAAUAAUCUGACAGCUUCUCAUGUAAAUCAUAUCAAAGAAGAUAGAACUGGUAAAAGAAAAACCAGAAAGCUUUCAUACUGUUGCUAUAGUUUACUUUCUAGGCAGAUUUCGACUUAAGAAUUAACGAAUAACAUUGACAAUAUUGAAACAUCAAAUUGAUAAUUUUCUCAUCCUUUUAA
Molecule: messenger RNA, 2377 nt
Organism: Ipomoea nil (Japanese morning glory)
Lineage: Eukaryota; Viridiplantae; Streptophyta; Magnoliopsida; Solanales; Convolvulaceae
Exons: 10
Coding region: 657-2315 (552 amino acids)
Source: RefSeq, a predicted model, not a curated record